This is a messenger RNA of Botrytis cinerea B05.10, 2672 nucleotides long. It is a transcript of the gene Bcste3, whose product is annotated as Bcste3. The coding region runs from base 465 to 2498 and encodes 677 amino acids. The transcript has 3 exons. The record is from RefSeq and is a predicted model, not a curated record. Gene Ontology annotation, biological process: G protein-coupled receptor signaling pathway. Lineage: Eukaryota; Fungi; Ascomycota; Leotiomycetes; Helotiales; Sclerotiniaceae. Gene Ontology annotation, molecular function: mating-type a-factor pheromone receptor activity. Gene Ontology annotation, cellular component: membrane.
GUCUCUAUUGAAUGUCCGGUAGCUGAGAUAGAGUAUAUCUCAACAGAGAGAUUAUUUCGUUGAGACGAUGGAGACUACAAGCUUUACACUUCUACUCACAGCAAGAAUUAUUGAUUUUCCUUUAAACUAAUAUCUGGAUUAUACUUGAGCUUCGAUUUGUCUAUCACAAACACGUCUCGCGGGAAUCUCCACCUCCCAUGAUAAAUCAACCAUCGAAAUAGAAAUAUUCUUUGUUCAAUCCACAUCUCUUGUUUCUACUUGCUUAAGCUAUCUACUAUCAUUUCAAUCCACCUCAAUUUGUUUCGGCACACUCGUGUUCCGUCUCACUUUUCUUCACUGAGAGUUAAUUACUUUUAUUUUGAGGAGAGGUGAUAUUCAAAUAUCUGCCUCUCACCUCACCUCUCAUUUCUUGAUAUUGAUUUUCCUUUGCAUUGGACUCUCAAAACCGCUUUCACUUCAACAUCAUGUCCACGAUCAUAAGCACAGGACCUGAUGCACCAGGAGUAAAUUAUUCUGUAUCCGCCAAUGCAAUUACUCUUCCACUAUUCUCCAUACUCUUCAUACUACUCCUAAUCGUUCCAUUCCGUCUUCUCUACCGCGUCAACAAUAUAGCCGCCUGCGCACUCGUCACAAUAAACAUAAUUUCCCUCAUCUUUGUCGCCAUGAAUGCUCUCCUCUGGCCUACCGAUUCCCUCGCCUCUCGAUUCUCCGGCCACAUAGUCUGCGAUAUCCAAGUACUGAUCCGUCAAGCUCUCUACACAGCGAUGACCUCAACAACAUGUUGCAUAUCUUUGUUUCUCGCAAGAGCGGUAAAUACGGAUAACGCAUGUAUGCAUGAAAGUCGAGCGAUGAAAAGAAGAAGAGUAGCGAAAGAUUGUGCGUUUUGUUUUUCGAUCCCGAUUUUGCAAGUCGCGCUGCAUUACACAAUACAGACGAAUAGGUUCACGGUUAUGACUAUUUAUGGAUGUGUGGAUGUGACAGAUUUGAGUUGGCCGAGUAUUGUUAUUUUACAUAUUUGGCCACUCAUUUUUGCGUGUUUGAAUUGUUAUUUUGCUUUCCUAGUGAUUUAUCGUCUCCGUCGACACCGCACGAAUUUUACUAGUACUCUUUCCUCUUCCUCUUCGGGCCUCAGUCCUCGUCGAUUCUUCAAACUUUUUUCCAUGUCCCUUAUUCUUCUAAUAGUAUACUUUCCAGUCGUUAUUUAUUAUUUCUAUCUCAAUGUAAGCUGGCCUUUACACGCAUAUUCUUGGUCAUAUGUUCAUGAUCCUUCAUUUUGGCCUACGAUUUUCUUCUGGAGAAUUGCGGAUGCGCCAAAGGGUAUGCAGUAUGAUGCAUGGAAUUGGAAUUCUUUGGCUUUUUUAAUUGUGAUAUUCUGGGGUUGUAAUAGCGAGGGGAUGGAGAUUUAUAGAAAGGGAUUAUGUAAAUUGGGACUGGCGAGGUGUUGGCCGAGAUUGAGGAUGAGCAUGCAAGAAAGAAGAAUGGAGAAAAUGGAGGGGAACAGUAGGGCUGGGAUGAGUGGUGGGAGUGUGAGUGGGAGUUGGGCAGGUAAAUUUGAUUUGAUUACGAAGACGAUUCAUUAUUUUGAGGAUCAGGAGGCGAAAAGUAGGAAACAGAGUGUAGCUACAACAACUACAUUGGGCGAUGAAGUGAUGAAUACCGCGAGCCGCAAGCCCUCUCAUACCCCAACCUAUGAAUCAGUCAAGUCCAGCAACUCGGGUUGUAAAUCCCUCGAUACAACUAGCUACAAUCCAUCGGCCUACAAAAUCUCCGACGCGACAACUUGCGAAACCAUAAAUGAGAAAGAGACUUCCAUCUCAUCUACAUCUGCUACUUGCAAAGACUCAGAUGUCAUCUCCCCAGUUUCGAUAACACCGAGCCCAAAUAAUACGUACUCGCAUUUUCCAGAUCAUGAAUUAGGGGGUGAGGAGGUUACAAUCCCGUCACAAACUUCAGCAGGGAUGUGGAGGACCUUUAGAACGCAUCUCAAUCCACUAUCUCUGGGUUCCUUACUUGUUCGUGGCCAGAAACCAAAUAAUCAGGAUUCGCAUACUGGAUAUCAUCCGCACUCCAACUCACGCUCAACAAUUCAUCCGACUCCAAACUUAAACCCCACCAUCACAAAUCAGAAUUCAACACACGAGACAAAAAUAUGGGCGACUGGUGCUCUGAAAGAUUCGAAUGAAGAACAUAAAGAAUCCAAUACAGGGCUGUCGGUUACUGGGGAUUCGACUAAAUCUCUGGGUGAUUAUGCGGAAGAUGAGAAUUGUAAUCCAGAUGAUCUUCUUGCGAAUCCGAAACCGGGAACUAGGGUUUACAGAGAGAGAGAGAGACGGGAAAAGAUUUCGGAGAGAGAAGAGAGAAAGAAGGUGAUGGAAAAGGAGAGGAGAGAAAAGGAUGAGGGGAAUGAGAAAAGAAGCGGAAUAGGCGAGGGAUUGAAUGUUGAGCGGACUUUUGAUAUUGUGGAAGAGAGAAGUAUUGGAAGAGCGUGUAGCUCUUGAUGAUUCGUGGAAAAAUGUUGCUCUUAGUCUUGGAGAUUGGGAUGAUGGUGGUUGAGAUGUACACUUUUCUUUUGAGGCCUGAUUAAUUACUUGUCUGCUUUCUUAUGGAGAUAAUUUAGUAGCUCUAGAGUAAAAGACACUUUUUAAUAUAUCAGGGUAUUCCCAAGACUGCCA